Molecule: messenger RNA, 823 nt
Organism: Nicotiana tabacum (common tobacco)
Lineage: Eukaryota; Viridiplantae; Streptophyta; Magnoliopsida; Solanales; Solanaceae
Source: RefSeq, a predicted model, not a curated record
AUUCAUAUGAUAACUACAAGCACUAGCAACUCCACCAUCAAAAAAAGAAACCAUUCCCAUCAACUUGGCCAACAUUUCUAUUCUUCAAAAACCCUCCAAAAGUUUCCAUUAAAACCUAAAACAAAAACACAACCCCUCUUCAUAUUCUUUAUAUAAUCAUGUGGAAUAUAUUAGUAACAAUGAGGAAAAACUUACAAAAUAUGGGAAAAAGUCCAAGAGUUGGAGAUGAAAAUAUGAUUAAUAUUAGAGUUGAUCAAACUGCAGGAGGAAGAUCAUCAAGGCAGAAUUGGCAUGGUUUUUCGAUUAUAUAUGGCAUUUUACGCGCACCUAUUUAUUUGUUUUCGUGCUUAAAUCAUCCGCGGAUUAAUGGAACAGAUGGAGUUUGGGUUUCUGGAGAUUUUUCUCAAGUUUCUGAAAUGAAUCAUCUUAUGGUUAGUGAUAGUAUGAGGUAUGCAAUAUUAAUGUGAAAAAAGAAAAUGGUGAAGAAAUGAAAUGAAGACUUUUGUUAUAUAUAGUAAGGAUUAUGAGCACUCUCUUUUUUUUUUUUUUUUUUUGGUUAAAAAAAAGAAGAAACUUUUCUAGUAUUGUAUAGGGGAAGGGAAGGGAGACUGGAAUGAGCAUGUUAUCAAAAUCUUUGGUAGUUUAUCAGUUCUGUUGGGAGAGUUCAGGUCAUAAUUUUGUCUUUUGGAUUGGAAGUAAAUAAUGAAGGAACUAGUUAGACUAUUUUUUUUUUUUUUUUUUUUUCUUUUUUAUAAUUAUUGGGACAAAGUUUUGUAUUGAAGUUUGUUGAGAUAAUGAAUAAAAUUGCAUGAAUUUGGGGUCA